This is a messenger RNA of Suillus bovinus, 738 nucleotides long. RefSeq lists its product as uncharacterized. The transcript has 3 exons. Bases 89 to 397 code for a protein of 102 amino acids. Lineage: Eukaryota; Fungi; Basidiomycota; Agaricomycetes; Boletales; Suillaceae. The record is from RefSeq and is a predicted model, not a curated record.
UUUUCAGAUCAAACACCAUGCUGUCCUGAUGGUGAUGCAUACCACUCCGCCGCAGUCCUGACUUUCUGCGCACUCCCUAUUCGCCACCAUGGAAAAGCCCUCGGCAAUGUUGAUUGAACAAUUGCAAAACGUCCACGCCCGUCAACGGAAGGUUAUCCAACAACUUCAGGCAGAUAACGCUAGAUUGCUCAGCGAUCUCGUUGAAAUUCGUCGGGAGAGAGACGCUUUCCGGGCGGAGGCUGCGAAGCUUCGCAAGGAGCAGGCAGAACUACACAACCGACUAGAUGAAACGCUCUCAGAGUACCAAGAUUUGAAACGCGAGCGUCUCACUCUUUCCCGUGCAUUCAGCAAUACGUCCUCUUUCGGGCGGCCAUCAAAAGCUAAUAAUAAGCGUUGACAGGAGAUGAAGCGAAGAGCCCAUCUCACGAUUAUAACACAGUCAGUCGUUGAGUCAUUACCCAUCGAAGAAUGAUCCCAUUACUUUUCGCAGGGAAUGACCCACAACAGUCAGAACUCAUAUUCAUAUCGUAAGUUGCCGGAACCCGUCGUAACGGACGAGCCCCAAGUGGAUCAACCUAUUCGCCGAAUUCGCAAGCUGCCUACGACCGUGAUGCCUGUUCCGAGGGUAUCAUUGUACGCACUCGACAUGAAUCGUUGAACAUGGCAUGGAAAUGAGUUUAUACCAUCACGUCAGAACAUCUAACGGAAGGCAGUGCCAAGGAAACCUACUUCCCUCGG